AUGCAUAUUGCAUCCAUCAAUGUAAAUAGUCAUACACUAAUCCAAUCAUCUAUAAAGGCCAAGCGUACUAAGAAGGUCGGAAUCACCGGUAAAUAUGGUACUCGUUAUGGUGCCUCUCUCAGAAAGACCGUAAAGAAGAUGGAAAUCACUCAACACUCUAAAUACACCUGUACCUUCUGUGGUAAAGAUGCUGUCAAGCGUACUGCUGUUGGUAUCUGGAAGUGCAAGGGCUGUAAGAAGGUCUUGGCUGGUGGUGCUUACACUGUCUCUACAACUGCCGCUGCCACUGUUCGCUCUACUGUUCGUCGUCUUCGCGAACUUGCUGAAAUCUAA
Molecule: messenger RNA, 333 nt
Organism: Rhizopus microsporus ATCC 52813
Lineage: Eukaryota; Fungi; Mucoromycota; Mucoromycetes; Mucorales; Rhizopodaceae
Product: ribosomal protein L37a
Exons: 3
Coding region: 1-333 (110 amino acids)
Biological process (GO): translation
Cellular component (GO): ribosome
Molecular function (GO): structural constituent of ribosome
Source: RefSeq, a predicted model, not a curated record